AUGAAAGGGUGGUAUUUGCUUCUCGGGGCGACUGUUCAGCUCGAUACUCAGCCAUCUCUGCCGCAGACGGAAAAGUUUUUGCGAGUGUGCCGAUGUCGGUACCUUCACGAAAACCGCCGAUAUUGCCGCUUAAUACAGCAAUACGGAGUGGUGCCAAAAAGAUGCUUGGAACUCUUCGCUCGUUCCCUCAUGCCAUAUACGGUGUCAGUUGGUUACGAGGCACUAUUGCUGCAGUCCGAACUCUGUUUCAUUUCCACGGAUGAAGAAAGUGAGGCUUAG
Cooperia oncophora is the source of this 279-nucleotide messenger RNA. NCBI's taxonomy places the organism in Eukaryota, Metazoa, Nematoda, Chromadorea, Rhabditida, Trichostrongylidae. The record is from the annotation of a GenBank genome assembly.